Molecule: messenger RNA, 906 nt
Organism: Darwinula stevensoni
Lineage: Eukaryota; Metazoa; Arthropoda; Ostracoda; Podocopida; Darwinulidae
Source: the annotation of a GenBank genome assembly
GGGACGCGGAAACGCCUUGGAGUGGGACCGCACGCAGAGCGUUCCGUCUUCGCAGGGAUGCAUCCGAGUGCGCUCGUCCCCUUCGUUCCAUCCUGUAGCGACCGUCUCGAGGAAACGAGGAAGAGACUCGGGCCGUCACCGGCGUGCGACGCCGGGAAGAACGUCGGGGACUCGGAAGAUGGAUCUCGUCGCGAUCCGUGCGUCCGUUCCCGGAACGGAUCCCCGGUGCUCCUCGCGAGAUCUCCUCGGGCGACUCUCCUUCGUCUCUUUCCGGCCGCGAUCCUAAACGACUCUCCCGUCGCAUCCGUGUCGAUCGCCGACCCUGCUCCCAGGAGGAAGCAACCAGGGCGAUCCGCACCGGCGACCUCGUUCGAACGGGAAGAAGGUCGAUUCGACCGAUCGAUGUCGUUCGUCCGUCGGUCGAAUCCUUUUUCGAGACGAGUCCGCGUCGUGAAGGCACGUGUUUCCUCUUCAGCGGUGGAGGGAACGAUCCCGGGGACGAGGACGCCGCAGGAACCGACGGAGAUCCGGUUGAAGAUCGCGAGACCCGCGCUGCCGUGCGACGGAGGGACCGAAGGAGAGGAUCCACCGUUCGCCGAAGAAGAAGAUCGCCGCGCCGUGUUCGUCCCGGAGACGAGGUUCCGUCUGCCGCAUCUCCGACGAGACGCCGUCGAGACGAAAGAUCUCUUCUCUCGAAGAGCAGGAAAUCCCAUGCCGAAGCCUGCUUUCGACCUUCGAACCGAUCGCACGAUCUGCGAGGCCUUCGAAGGGAAACGGAGAGGAGGGAGCUUCUCCUUCGGCGAGACAAAGAGCGAGAGGAACUCGCCGAGUUACGAUGACUCGCGGAGUUCUUGCAUGCAUUAUCAUUGGGUCGACCGAGCGAGGGUCUGCGAGGAGUUUUCCUAA